AUGAGCUUGCUUGAUAUGCCAAGCGACUUGAACCUUGGAUUGGAUUCGUCUUCGUUACAAACCGACAUCCAACCUACACUGACGGCUCGGUAUCCACGGGGAGAAAGCCUUCAUGCCAAUCAACAGUCAUACCCUGAAGCGCCGUCUCAUUUGAGGACCACUGAACAAGCGGUACAAACAAGCUGGAAUGGCGUUCCCAGUCAACAUACGUCAAACGACAUGUGCGACUUCUCAUUGCCGACCACGGUGCACUCCUCUUUCCCCUCGACCUAUUCCCGGCAUCGCGUAUCGCUGGGAAGAAACACGUCCCCUCAGAAUGCACACCAUGCACACCAGCAACUUCAAGAUGACAUGAUGCCGGACUUUGAUGAAGCAGGGGGGAAUCCAAAAGGAUCUGAUGGUAAAGGCUCAGGUACAGAUUCUGGCUAUGGUAACGAAUUAUCUCCAUCCGAUCUGCUACAGUCACAUUAUGAUGAUGAUGCGCAAGAUCCAGGUCCACAGCUGCGGGGCAAUCAGCAAGACGAAGAGGAGCCCUCAGAUCCGGCCUCUGAAACACAUCAAUCAAAUAUGACCUCCUGGAUUCGCAUGCUGUCGGAUACCAAUGUGCAGCUUCACCAGCACAUGCAAUCAAUACCCAUGGUUGAAACAGGACAGAGGUCGCGCAGUAGUUCAGGAAGCUCAGUGAGCUCCAUGGAAGGGGAAGCACGGCUUCCAGUGGAUUGCACAAUUAAAUUAUCAGGUCAAUACACAGCACUCUUAACCAGUAUUUGCGCUGGAUUCGAGUCAUGCAGGUCAUCCAACGACGCCCAGACGUUAGAACAGCCCACUUUGGACCAACCGUCCCAGUUGCUUAUUCUUUCCAGCUACCUGUGCCUUCUCGAAUCCUAUGACAAGAUCCUACAGCAUAUCAAGGCAUGGUUAGAUGUACGACUGAAGAUGGGCGUCAGAGGUAGCGUUACCACUCUGAAUCACGAGGAGAGCAGCUUUUGCUUCCCGACCCAGCUGCCAAGCCUGGCUGUCGGGUCAUUUGAACUACCCAAGACCUCGUCAAUCCAAUCAGUUGUGUUAGCGUGCAUUCUGGAGACAAACGUGAUGCACAUGCAUUCCCUGAUACGGGAGAUUAUGAGACCUACAUCUAGCAUUGUCACCGGAUUGGCGUCAAAGUCUGUCGCUUCGGGCCCUCCGCCCGCCGAGAAGCGCAGUAUGAAUGGGGUCGCAGAUGCCCGUGGUGGACUUUCUAGCGUAGCAAAGGUGACUCUACAGGCAAUUGAAGCCAAUGAGGAUUCCACUUUACAGCUGGUGCAUAUUGUUUCGAAAUUGGCUCUUGGCCGUGUUAUGCUCUGA
Penicillium canescens is the source of this 1344-nucleotide messenger RNA. RefSeq names its product Zn(II)2Cys6 domain-containing transcription factor fumR (gene fumR). Lineage: Eukaryota; Fungi; Ascomycota; Eurotiomycetes; Eurotiales; Aspergillaceae. The record is from RefSeq and is a predicted model, not a curated record. The transcript has a single exon. The coding region runs from base 1 to 1344 and encodes 447 amino acids.